AUGAAAUACCUACUGCUACUCGCAUUGUCCAUCUGCGCAUGCGCGACAACACACACAUCCAACUGGGCCGUCCUCGUUUCCACGUCUCGUUUCUGGUUCAAUUACCGUCAUCUGGCAAACACCCUUUCUCUUUACCGUACCGUAAAGCGCCUCGGCAUUCCCGAUUCGCAGAUCAUUCUUAUGCUUCCUGACGAUAUGGCAUGCAACCCUCGCAACUCAUUCCCUGGCUCCGUUUUCAACGACAAGUCCCGCGACUUGGAUCUCUACGAUGCCAUGGGCAGUGGUAUCGAGGUCGACUACAGGGGCUACGAAGUCACAGUCGAAAACUUCAUCAGACUGUUGACGGACAGAUGGCCAGAGAGUUGGCCCAGGAGUAAGAGAUUGAUGACAGACGACAGGAGUAACAUCUUGAUUUAUAUGACUGGACAUGGAGGAAACGAAUUUUUGAAGUUCCAGGAUGCCGAGGAAAUCAGUUCGCAUGAUUUGGCUGAUGCUUUUGAGCAGAUGUGGGAGAAGAAGAGAUACAACGAAUUGCUCUUCAUGAUCGACACUUGCCAGGCAAACACCAUGUACGGCCAGUUCUACACGCCGAACAUCAUCGCCACUGGCUCUUCAGCUCUUCACCAAUCCUCGUACUCCCAUCACGCCGAUCAAGAUGUCGGUGUUGCAGUCAUCGAUCGUUGGACCUACUACAACCUCGAGUUUCUGGAAGAGCAGAUUGGUUCUACAAGCAGCAACGUCACUCUGGGACAACUCUUCGACUCAUACGAUCCUGUCAAAGUUCACUCUGAUGCAGGUAUCCGCUACGAUCUAUUCACCGGCGGAGAACAAGAAGCAAGAAGCAGAAAAGUCGUCGACUUCUUCGGCAACGUACAAGGUGUCGAGGUUGAUGGUUCAAAGAGUGGAGAAGAUUCUCUGGCAGAAUGGAAGGCAGAUCUCCAGGCUCUGAAAGCAUUGAUGGACAAGUCGAGGGACAUGAUGCGGGAUCUUAACAACAUCACUACCGAUGUCGAUUAUGCUGAAGCAACCGUCUCUCCAUCGCAAGCCGAGGAACACGCUUUCGGAACUGCGAAACUCUUGGAUCAAGCCUCUACAUGGAGCAAACAAGCCAUUGGUGGCGCGGCUCUGCUCGCUCUUGGCGCCCUCUGGACUCUCAGCUCUGUUUUUGAGUGA
Molecule: messenger RNA, 1173 nt
Organism: Aureobasidium melanogenum CBS 110374
Lineage: Eukaryota; Fungi; Ascomycota; Dothideomycetes; Dothideales; Saccotheciaceae
Exons: 2
Coding region: 1-1173 (390 amino acids)
Biological process (GO): proteolysis; attachment of GPI anchor to protein; protein localization to cell surface
Cellular component (GO): GPI-anchor transamidase complex
Molecular function (GO): GPI-anchor transamidase activity
Source: RefSeq, a predicted model, not a curated record